GCUCUCCUCUCUCUCGUUCGCUCGCUCGUUCCUUCUCUUUCCUGCAACACCACUACAACCUGCUGAUUUAUCUUUUUCCUUUCUCUCCUCCCGCCAUCAGCCGUUCUCUUCCACUGUCAUAAUUUAAUUUCUCGUCAUAUCACAUGUUCACCCUUCAGUUUUAAUCCUGGUCCAUUUGUCUUUUUCAACCGAAUAUUUCCUUUCGUCUGUUUCUAUCCCCAAUACUGUCAUUUCUGUCUUUGGCAUUAUUUCAUGUCCACCACUUUCUCUCUCUCCGUUGAUGUGAGAAGACAUGAAGGUGAAGGAUUGUACGGACACCCCGUCUCACACUAAGCUAUGGAAUGCUCCCUGCACCCACCAUCACUAGUCUCCAAUCUUUGGACUGAACUCAAAACGCUUAGUUAGCGGCUGUGCUUCUCCCCUCAAACUCUUUAUAACCAGGGGACGAAGAAAAGGGGCGGACUUACCUCAACCGCUAUAAGCGCACAGAGCACUUUUAUUUUUUAAAGAAUCAAUAAGCUAUUUUUGUCUUUUUCUCCACUUGGAUUUUGCCCCCCGUGAAAACAUACCAAGAUGGAUCUAGAGCCGUAUCUGUGGAUGGUGAUCCUUGGCUUCAUCAUUGCCUUUGUUCUAGCCUUUUCUGUGGGCGCCAAUGAUGUGGCCAAUUCUUUUGGCACAGCAGUGGGGUCCGGCGUGGUCACAUUGAAGCAGGCCUGCAUCCUGGCGUCUAUCUUUGAGACCCUUGGCUCAAUGCUGCUGGGGGCCAAAGUGGGCGAGACGAUUCGGAAGGGCAUCAUAGACGUCUCCCUUUACAACGAGACGGUGCCUACACUCAUGGCAGGGGAGGUCAGCGCCAUGGUCGGGUCGGCUGUCUGGCAGCUGAUCGCCUCCUUCCUCAAACUGCCCGUCUCUGGGACUCACUGCAUUGUUGGCGCCACCAUCGGCUUCUCCAUGGUCGCCAUCGGCACCAGGGGCGUCCAGUGGAUGCAGCUUGUCAAGAUUGUGUCAUCAUGGUUCAUCUCCCCUCUGCUCUCUGGACUCAUGUCUGGACUCCUCUUCUUGCUCAUCCGACACUUCAUCCUCAAUAAGGACGACUCCGUCCCUAAUGGCCUGCGAGCCCUGCCUGUCUUCUACGCGUCCACUAUUGGAAUCAACACUUUCUCCAUCUUGUACACUGGAGCCCCAGUGCUUGGGAUAGAGAUGCUCCCGGUGUGGUCGAUCUUUCUAAUUACUUUAGCCGGGUCGCUGAUCUGUGGAGCUGUGGUCUGGUUUUUGGUCUGUCCCUGGAUGAGGAGGAAAAUAGCGGUCUUUCUCACGCCAUCUAAAAAGCCGGGCGCUCUGACCCAGGCCUCACAACGGAGCCUCAACGUCUGUUUGCCCACUCUGUGCUCCAACACCAAACAAGGGAUGCCAGCGGAUGUUUUCUCUCGCUGCCUUCUGCCAGAGACACUGAAGGCACCAAAGAAACUCUGUGAACUCUGA
Messenger RNA from Notothenia coriiceps (black rockcod), 1482 nucleotides. Its product is annotated as sodium-dependent phosphate transporter 2-like. NCBI's taxonomy places the organism in Eukaryota, Metazoa, Chordata, Actinopteri, Perciformes, Nototheniidae. The transcript has 7 exons. Gene Ontology annotation, cellular component: membrane. Gene Ontology annotation, molecular function: phosphate transmembrane transporter activity. The record is from RefSeq and is a predicted model, not a curated record. The coding region runs from base 574 to 1482 and encodes 302 amino acids. Gene Ontology annotation, biological process: phosphate ion transmembrane transport.